UCUCCUGGGAAAAGGCAGACUUUUUCUUUUCCUCUUCAUCUCAUUGUCGUCGUUUCAUCAAGUAGUAACUAAUCAACGUCUUUCUCUUUUACUCUCCAUCGAGCCGUUGAUUUUUCUUUCUGGGUAUUUCUUGUUGAGUUCUUAGUAGGUCGCCAUGAAUGCUCUUGCUGCAACCAACCGCAAUUUCCGACUGGCUUCUCGUUUACUUGGGCUAGACACUAAGCUCGAGAAGAGUCUUCUCAUCCCUUUUAGAGAAAUCAAGGUGGAGUGCACGAUCCCCAAAGACGAUGGAACCUUGGCGACAUACGUUGGAUUUAGGAUACAACACGAUAAUGCCCGUGGUCCCAUGAAAGGAGGAAUCAGAUAUCAUCCUGAGGUUGACCCUGAUGAAGUAAAUGCCCUGGCUCAACUAAUGACCUGGAAAACGGGUGUAGCUGACAUUCCUUACGGCGGUGCGAAAGGAGGCAUUGGCUGCAAUCCUAGGGAUUUAAGUAAGAGUGAAUUGGAACGUCUAACUCGGGUCUUCACUCAAAAGAUCCAUGAUCUUAUUGGUAUACAUACAGAUGUUCCUGCACCAGACAUGGGGACUAAUGCACAGACCAUGGCAUGGAUUCUGGAUGAAUACUCGAAGUUUCAUGGACACUCACCGGCUGUUGUUACAGGGAAGCCUAUUGAUCUUGGUGGAUCACUAGGCAGGGAAGCUGCAACCGGGCGCGGUGUUGUAUAUGCAACUGAAGCUUUACUUGCUGAAUAUGGGAAGUCAAUAAAGGGGAUGUCAUUUGUUAUUCAGGGUUUUGGUAAUGUGGGGUCUUGGGCCUCGAGGCUCAUACACGAGAAGGGUGGUAAGAUUAUCGUGGUGAGUGACAUAACGGGUGCUAUUAAGAAUCCAAACGGAAUCGAUAUACCGGAACUGCUAAAGCAUAAAGAAGCUACUGGCAGUUUGAAAAGCUUCAGCGGUGGUGAUUCCAUGGAUCCAAAUGAAGUGCUUGUGCAUGAAUGUGAUGUUCUCAUCCCAUGUGCUUUAGGUGGAGUCCUGAACAGGGAAAAUGCUGCAGAUGUGAAGGCGAAGUUUAUAAUAGAGGCAGCAAAUCAUCCCACAGAUCCAGAAGCGGAUGAGAUUCUAUCAAAGAAAGGAGUGGUAAUACUACCCGACAUAUAUGCAAAUGCAGGGGGAGUGACAGUCAGCUACUUCGAGUGGGUUCAGAACAUUCAAGGUUUCAUGUGGGAUGAGGAGAAAGUGAACACGGAGCUGAAGAAGUACAUGACUCAAGCUUUUCAUAACAUCAAGAACAUGUGCCAGACACACGAGUGCAGUCUCCGGAUGGGUGCGUUUACGCUGGGGGUGAACCGUGUGGCUCGUGCAACUAUCCUUAGAGGAUGGGAAGCAUAAACUGCUCCCUUGGAUCGGCUUCUUAUUUCUGUUUCUGUAGUUUCUAGUCUGCAUUGUGGAAAGCUGAAGCAAUAGCUUUCAAGAAUUCUUAACUUUUAACAUUUUUAUUCUUCUCCCAUUGAUCGUUUAUGAAACUUCAAAUAUAUAUUUAUCGGGGGAUAUUUGUAUUUGGAAUAAUGACAUUCAUUGUGUUCAAUAUUCUUUCAACUUUGAGA
Molecule: messenger RNA, 1605 nt
Organism: Hibiscus syriacus
Lineage: Eukaryota; Viridiplantae; Streptophyta; Magnoliopsida; Malvales; Malvaceae
Product: glutamate dehydrogenase A-like
Exons: 9
Coding region: 155-1390 (411 amino acids)
Biological process (GO): L-glutamate catabolic process
Cellular component (GO): mitochondrion
Molecular function (GO): L-glutamate dehydrogenase (NAD+) activity
Source: RefSeq, a predicted model, not a curated record